AUGGAAAUGGCAGGCGCCAUCUUCGGGUGCACCCAAACCACGGUGGGGGAGUGUCUGCGAAGGGGCCUAUUCGGCCUUCCAGCGGAGAAAAAGCGCCUCGUAAUGGCGGUGAAGCCGGGGAUGAAGUUGUUCCUGUUCAAUCACACCAAGCGGGAGUUGCUUGGAGUCUUCGAAGCUAUCACGAGCGGCAACACGUUCGACCCUGUUGCUUUCAAAAGACAGUGCCCAUGGCAAGUUCGGGUGCGUCGCAUCGCCGACUGCCCACCUCUAUCUGAAGCCGCGUUCAUGGCCACCUUGAAAGGAAGCUUCCACAACGGCCACACAGUCCCAAUCCCGCUCACGUUGGAACAGGUGGAAGACUUGCUGGCCGCCUACUGGCAAGGGGAGGGUGCUGCACGACAAGGAACAUUUUUGCCUCAUGCCUUGCCUGAAUUGCACGGUGGGCCUUUGGAGCUGGCGCACAAACGUUGUGAGAAAACACAUCGCCAUGUAGGCAGGAAGGCAAAGAGGGAGGCUGUCCAGAUUGCGGAGCUGCAUCAGCGAUCUGCACAGGGGUCUAAAAAGAGCCGCAAACAAGCUGCAGUGUGGCCAACUUUCCACAGAGAGACUUUUGCCAACAAGGACGUCACAUUAGCAGCUGUGAACAACCCUUGUGACAAGCGAGCAACGGUGGCACUGGGCCCCGUGCCAAAAGAAUGCAACGUAAAAGAUGUAAUUGCUGCUCUUGACAUGAGGCACAGAAGAAAAUACAAUUUUUUAUGUGUGAAGGAGCUACAUGGGGAAGCAUCUCGAUAUUGUUUUGUGAACUUAGUAGAUCACAAUGAUGUUGGGGGUUUCGCGGCCCACUGCAAGGAGUUCCUCUGGAGGCCUUCACCUGAUGACGAUGACAAAACUGAUCAAGGCAUAAAG
Messenger RNA from Ostreobium quekettii, 909 nucleotides. Lineage: Eukaryota; Viridiplantae; Chlorophyta; Ulvophyceae; Bryopsidales; Ostreobiaceae. The record is from the annotation of a GenBank genome assembly.